Arachis duranensis is the source of this 1523-nucleotide messenger RNA. RefSeq names its product probable carboxylesterase 18. The record is from RefSeq and is a predicted model, not a curated record. Gene Ontology annotation, molecular function: carboxylic ester hydrolase activity. Bases 34 to 1122 code for a protein of 362 amino acids. The transcript has a single exon. Gene Ontology annotation, biological process: pollen tube growth. Lineage: Eukaryota; Viridiplantae; Streptophyta; Magnoliopsida; Fabales; Fabaceae.
GAAGCUUGGUUAGGUGGUUAAAUCCAAGUAUAAAUGUUGAUUUUCUUUUCACCGUCUUUUACUCUCUUUAUGACUCUGUGUAAAAGAAAUCAGAAAAUAAUACACAGAAUGGCAGCUGAAGGCAACUCCGAAACCCCAAAACUGUCACUUGCAUGGCACAUGCGAUUUUCCAUCUCUUUGUUCGCAGCUCUAAACGACGUCGCAUGCCGCUCUGACGGUACCAUCAACCGCCGUCUCCUCAAAUUCCUCGACCACAAGACCAAACCCAGUCCCCUCCCAAGUAACGGCGUUACUUCCGAAGACGUCACAGUCGACGCCGCAAAAGACGUCUGGUUCCGACUCUUCACUCCCUCAACCCCCGUCGCCGGCGCUACACUCCCCGUCCUCAUCUUCUUCCACGGAGGCGGAUUCGCGUUUCUUUCCCCGGCCUCCUACGGCUACAACGCAGUCUGCCGGAGAUUGUGCCGGAGACUCAACGCCAUCGUUGUCUCUGUGAACUACCGCCCAACGCCGGAGCACCGCUACCCCUGCCAGUACGAUGACGGAUUCGCCGCCGUGAAAUUCCUCGAAGAGAAUCCCUCUGUCCUGCCGGAAAAUGCUGAUUUGGCAAAAUGCUUCCUCGCCGGCGACAGCGCCGGCGCCAAUCUCGCACACCACGUGGCAAUUCGGAUCGCACAGUCGGAGCUUCAGAAAGUCCGGGUCCUCGGGUUGGUAUCGAUCCAACCGUUCUUCGGCGGCGAGGAGCGGACCGAGGCAGAGAUCCGGCUCGGGAACAACGCCCCGCUUGUUUCAGUGGCGAGGACCGAUUGGUUGUGGAAGGUGUUCUUACCCAACGGGUCGGAUCGGAACCACGGGUCUGUGAACGUGUCGGGUCCAAAUGCAUUGGACAUUUCGGGUCUGAAUUACCCAAAUACCCUUGUGUUUGUGAGCGGGUUUGACCCGUUACAGGAUUGGCAAAGAAGAUACCAUGAGUGGUUAAGGAAAUCAGGUAAAGUGGCUCAGCUAAUUGAGUAUCCAACUAUGUUCCAUGCCUUUUAUUUGUUCCCUAAUGUGCCUGAAUCUUCUCAAUUGAUCUCACAAGUCAAGGAUUUCAUCACCAAGGAAAUCUCCAAUUCUGAAUAAUGAUCAUUGUUAUAAUACAGAUAUGAGUUUAGUUUUUAAGGUUAAUGGUCAAAAUAAUCACUUCAAGAUCACACGUGUCAAUUUGGUUAUUUAAAGAUAUAAUAUUGAUUUAAAUUGGUCCAUUUCUGUGCGUUAGAUUAUAAUGUGAUACAAAAUGAUUUAUAUAUCAAUCUAACUCCCGGAUAUAUCUUUCAUGACCAAUUUGAGGCGAAUGAUCUUUUUAGUGACUAUUUUGACAACUAACCCUUGGCUUUUAUCUUUGUUGAUAAAUCAUGAAAUCUUAUUAGUUACUAUUCUGUAGAUUAGUAUGGUAUUUUCUAGCUGUAGUAAAUGUCAAUGUUAUUUGAUCUUAUUUGUGAGAAACUCAGUUGAUAGAAAUUAGUAAAUUCUAUGUUGUUUUA